This is a messenger RNA of Asparagus officinalis (garden asparagus), 1371 nucleotides long. RefSeq names its product DNA ligase 1-like. The coding region runs from base 1 to 1371 and encodes 456 amino acids. NCBI's taxonomy places the organism in Eukaryota, Viridiplantae, Streptophyta, Magnoliopsida, Asparagales, Asparagaceae. The record is from RefSeq and is a predicted model, not a curated record. The transcript has 4 exons.
AUGAAGAGAAGGGAGGGGAAGAUAAAGAGGAAGAGAUGGAAGAGAGAGAGAGAGAGAGAGCAUGAGCAGAAAGAGGAAGAUAAAGAGGAGGACGAGAAAGAAGAAGAUAGAGAGCAAGAGUUGUUUGAGGAAGAUAAAGAGCAGGAGAAGAAAGAGGAAGAUACAGAUGUAGAUGAGAAUGAAGAAGAUAGGGAGGAGUACUUUGAAGAGGAAGAUAGUGAGCAUGAGAUGAAAGUAGAUGAGAAAGAGGAAGAGAUAGAGCAGAACAUGAUUAAGGAAGAGAAGGACGAAGAAAAGAGAAGUGUAGAGAAAGUGGUAGAGAUGAGAGUGGAUGAGAAAGAGAAGGAAAAAGAGAAUAGAAGUACAGAGAAAGUGAUGGAGAUGAGAGUGGAUGAGAAAGAGAAGGAAGAAGAGAAGAGAAGUGCAGAAAAAGUGGUUGAGAUGAGAGUGGAUGAGAAAGAGAAGGAAGAAGAGAAGAGAAGUGCAGAGAAAGUGGUGGAGAUGAGAGUGGAGGAGAAAGACUUGCUACAAGUUUAUCAAAAGAAAUCGAAGAAAGUUGUUUCCAAGGGGACAAGGGGACCAAGUACCGGAAUCAGGACGCGUUCUCAGCUAGUCCGAACACCUUUCACUGAAGAAAAGAAGAAGGUAACCCAUCCAGAUAUAAUUACAAUUUCACACCAUAAAGAGGAUGAUAGGAAAAAAAUCAGGUACUACUGCAAGCAUGGUGAAUGCACUUGGGAUUUUCAAAAGAACAGGAAAAUCAAGAAGAAUGAGGAGGCUCUGAUGAAGUUGUUGAACGAGGGUAUUCCUGUUGUUGAUGAUUUUAGUAUACGCUUGGUUGAUAGUAAAAGAAUCUUUGUUCACAACUUUAGAAUAUCCCAGCAUGUAGCAACAAAGCUCACACUAGAGGAGAACAGAUGGGUCUCAGAGUUUUGCAAUCAGAAAGCUCAUCAGUCAUGUAUUGUUGUUAAUACGUCAAACAGUAGCAUCGAUUCUUUGGAGCUUCUCAAUCUACUACGAGGAGGCCGUAUUGAUGACCAUGUCAUGGAAGCUUUGAUCGAUAGAAUUAACACAUGGCUAGAUAGGCCAGAAAUUGCUCCAAUGAGCCAUAAUUAUGGGGUUGUAUCAGUCUUUUUCUACAAGCAUGUUGUUGUGAGGAAGAAUACACUCCUUAUCCCGCUUGUGCCUCAGGACCAUUGGCAUGUUGCUGAAGUCAGGUUGGAUGAUGACGUUAUCAAGCAUUACAGCUCAGCUACCCAUGAUCCAUGGCUCAAACCAGUGAAUAAAGUAAUUGGUUUCAUGGAUCAUAUGAUGUCUGAUUUUGAUCUCGAUAAUGUUUGGAGGAAGUUCAGAUAUGAAGAUGUUCCUUGA